Protopolystoma xenopodis is the source of this 519-nucleotide messenger RNA. NCBI's taxonomy places the organism in Eukaryota, Metazoa, Platyhelminthes, Monogenea, Polystomatidea, Polystomatidae. The record is from the annotation of a GenBank genome assembly.
UCUUUUCGACAGAGUUUAACACAAUUGCGUAUGUUGCCACCGCGUCUUCCAUUCUUCUCAUUACUGCCUCGGUCGCUUUUUCACUUCACAUACAAUCCAGCCUCGAUGCGCAAGAGUAUAGAGGAAUGGAAGCAACAACUCCCAGAUGAUGUGUUUCGUAUAACACGUCUCAAGGAAACUGAACAGCCGCACACAGGCUCUCUUUUGGAACACAAAGGAGUCGGCCUCUACAAAUGUUUUUGUUGCGGCACUACUCUUUUUGAGUCCAAUGCCAAAUUUGAAAGUGGUAGUGGUUGGCCUGCCUUUUAUAAGGCGUACGCUUCAACUGGGCGGGAUGAUUCCGCCUCAAAUAUAGAAAGACAAGUGGAUAAUUCUCUUGGCGUAAGGAGAAUCGAAGCAUUAUGCAAAAAUUGUGAUGCUCACUUGGGACAUGUGUUCGAGGAUGGCCCUCUUCCAACGAAACUGCGUUACUGUAUUAAUAGUGCUUGCUUAGUCUUCGAAAAAUCGAAAGAUGAAUGA